Molecule: messenger RNA, 3972 nt
Organism: Oreochromis niloticus (Nile tilapia)
Lineage: Eukaryota; Metazoa; Chordata; Actinopteri; Cichliformes; Cichlidae
Gene: drc7
Product: coiled-coil domain containing 135
Exons: 18
Coding region: 123-2360 (745 amino acids)
Biological process (GO): flagellated sperm motility
Cellular component (GO): motile cilium
Source: RefSeq, a predicted model, not a curated record
CAUACCUUCACGUCGUGACGUGUUGCUGUUACCAUGGACAUGAGGCAACGACAACGCUUACGAAUGUGAAGCAGCUAAAAACAGUUAACGGAGCCCGGGAUCGCCAGAGGAGCACAGCACUGAUGGAGAUGGAGGACGUUUCUGCUUCUGAGAAGCUUCUCCCCGAGUCCUACAGGAGCAACUCUCCAGAAGAGAUUCGACUGUUAGCCAUCGCAGAAAACUUCCAGCGUCAGUACUCGCACUUGUGUCCUGACCGCAAACCGCUGCUGCUCUGUCCUGUAAACGAAUGUGGAGUAAAGAAGUUUGUGUCGACGUCUCUUCGUCCAACGUCGACCAUCCACUGUGAACUGUUCGAGUGGCAGGGCUGUGCCUCUUUUGUGGCCGACUUCCUGUCGUUGGUCCCUCUGGAUCCGCCCGUGGAGCUGCCAAAGGUCCUUUCCUCUCCCAACGCGGUGCUGCAGAGUCAGAAAGCCACGUGUUUUGAGUAUGCCACUCUGCUGUGCAGCCUGCUGCUCGGCGAAGACUACGACGCCUACUGCGUCAGCGGCUACGCCGUCAAAGAGAUGUGUCUGCUCAAUCAGAGCCUGCAGGAGUGCCCCCUGCUGGACCCUGAGAUCAAGGCUGUGGAAGAUGUGACCCCAGAACAGAAGGACCAGGAUGAUAAAUACUCAGUGAAGCUUCAGAUGGAGCUCAAGAGUCGUUUUCUGGCCGAGCAAGAGAAGAAGAAACGGGAAGCUGAAGCUGCGCUGCUUGAAAAACAAAAACGACAAGAGGAGAAAGAUCAGCAGCUGGCCGACCCGCUGCGAGGCCUGCGGGUGCACUGCUGGGUGCUGGUGCUGUCGGGCUGUCGGGACGUCCAGGAGAACUUCUUCAUCGACCCUCUGACCGGGAUCAGCUACCCCACCAACAGUGACAACUUCCUGGGCAUCGAGAGUGUGUGGAACAACCUCAACUACUACGUGAACAUGCAGGACUGCAGUAACGGCUGUGCUGAUAUGAUGUUUGACCUGGAUGAUUUGAAAACGUGGGAGCCAGUCUUGUUUGGAGCAUCAAGCAAAAAGCAACUGAUUCAAGAAGUCCUGAAGAGAAAAGAGGCUAAAUUGAUGGGCAAAGGGAACCUGGUGCAGGUACCGAAUGAGGACGUGCCCAAAGUUUUGGAGAUGCCGAGAUCCUGGGUCAGUUGCAUUGCCAUCUCAGCAGAAGCCCUGAAGAACCGCUGGCCAGGAGGAAAGAAGGUGAUCCGCUACAAACAAGCCCAGCUGGAGAGGUUCGCAACGUCCAAAAGGUUAUACGGCGUUGUCAAACGACUGAGCAAAUACAAGGACCAAGACUGCACUGAGGUCGCCAUGGUGAAGGAGUGGUAUCAAGACAGGAGCGACUUCCUGGAGGAGAAAGAGGUCGACAAUGUCAAUGAGAUCACCACAGAACGCUUCAGACGUGGAAGAAAACGUCACCUGCUGUUUUUCAGGGUCAAAUCACUUACUGUGGGCACUGAGGUUGAAAUGCACUUCAGCAGCGCUCGUGUUGACGACCUGGUGCGGAGGGUGCUGUCGCCAAAAGAAUUCAUCGAGCUCUAUGAAGGCCGGAGCGACUUCCUCCAAUACCGGCACGUUUACUUCAAAAAAGAAAUCCAGCUGCUCAGCGAGAACUCACGAAACGAGGAAGCGCCCAUACUGAAAGUGGUAGAGCGUUUCCACAGAAACUGCUCCAAACCAGCCAAUGAAGACGUGGCUGAGCGAGUGUUCCUGAUAUCAGAGAAACUGAUUGAGUUGACCUACCACUUAAAGGAGGACCGAUUGAUCCCGUCAAAGAUCAGCUUCAUCAAGCCACUGGACUCAGAAAAAGGGAGCGCACAGGAAUUCUCUCUUGACAUGAUCUCCACCUUCCAGGUGGAUCUGUCUGAGAAGCCAUUUACAGCCGUAACCCUGCAUAAGAUGCUGGUGGAACUGAUGGAGGUUGAAGAGAAGGUGACUCAUCAGAUUAUGCGGUCGGUGAAAGAGAUGAGAGACAUUGUGACCCUCCGUGAAAAGGAGAACAAAGAAAUGAAGCUCUGGAACCGAGCAGCUGCCCUGGUCCGCAGCAGGAAACAGAAAAAGGGAAAUGGUGAACUUAAAAACAUUUUGCGUAAAUAUCUGUCUGAGGAGAUUGACGAAGACCAAGAUGUGAAGAAGGAAGGCCUGAAUCCAUAUUUUGACAUCGAAACAGAGGAGAAAGUCAAAAUCAUUCAAGAACAAUACAUGAAGGACAUAGCAGAGGUGGAGAAGACGCAGGAGUGUUUAAAGAUGAAAUUGCACGAACUGAGAAAAACAUCGGGAGCAGCUCCACCAGCAGCGCUGCGCCGACAUAAGAACCCAAGUUAAAGCCGCCCGGGAGCAGCUCCGCAUGGACAUGCGGAGAGGAGAGGAUAUAUAAGGAUCUUCAGGAGGAACUCUGUCAGGAACUCGAACUCUCCUCUCUGAUGGACAGCUGAGCCACGCACACCUGUCGCCUUUUUGUUUUUACAGUAAAAACAAAUUAUUGGUGUUUAUUAGUUACACAUGUGCCUGUUUUUGUUUGUUUUGUUUUUCUUCAUCUUUUUAUUUUUGAAAUUUUGAUUUUUCAGACCGUGUGUAAGACUUUAUACAACUCAGUGCAGGAGGGUCCUCUGUACACUACUGCCUCUAGAUCAGAUAUUUAUGGUUGCUGCUACGAAAUCAAUAAAUAAACAAAUAAAUACAAAUCAUAAGGUAUCUGGGGGUCCUGCAAUUUCAUGAUUCGGGUGAAGUAAAUAUAAUCAGGAAAGCAAAGAAAAAUAGAAUACGUGUGUGUGAAAGAGAGUAAGACCGAUGGAAACAUCCAAGGAGUCAAGAAAAUGAAUGUAGAUGAGUUUAAAUACUUGGGGUAUUUAUUCAUCUAAAUCAACAGGCAGUGCACAAGAGAGGUGAAGAAGAGAGCGCAGGCAGGGUGGAGCGGGUGGAGACGAGUGUCAGGAAGGAUUUGUGACAGAAGGAGAGCAGCAAGAGUGUUAAAGAUGGAAGUGAGACCUGCUGUGAUGUUUGGUUUGGAGACGCUGUGUUGGUGACCAGCUGUCGUCGCUCCCGAUUCUUGGAUUCUGACCUGGUGGAAACACGACUCAAUACGGGCGUCUCAGUUCAAGAACUUCUAUAUUUACCCACGUAUAAGAGGAGACGUGCACAGCGCGAAGCCUCCUGCAGAUCUGAAGGGCAGUCCCUCGAUCUGUUACAGUUAUAUUUCUUCAAAGUUCCUCAUUCAGAGCCUAUUUUUCCUGUUAUGUACACUCUGUGUUCCUGUACCCUUCAUACACAGUUUUGAUCAAAACAUCUCCUUAUCUUUUACUUUUACAGUCUUACACAUCAAUUCAUCUCUCCUUCUCUGCACAUGUCCUCAUUUUAUAUGCACGUGGGUGGCUGCAUGUGGGUCUCUGAAUGCGCUAAGCUCUCUACCUAGUUCUGCUUUUUUGACCUAUACUUAUCGAGAUGUAAACCCUAAAGAUCAGCUGUUUCUAAAAUACUCAGAGCAGCCUGGUUAAAGUUACUUAAAUCACCUUUCUCCCCAAUUCAGAACUUCAGAAGGUUGUAAAUGCAUUAAAUGACUAUUUAGAUAUUUGCUGUAAUGAUCAGUUGAACUGGUAAAUUUCACAAAGUGUCCAUUGAUUGUAUUUCUUCAAUCAAUAAUUGAAACACCUUCAGUUACACUCUGGUGAUGUGUGUGCCAACCAUAUAUCCAGGAACACACUGUCACACAAAGUUUUAUUUAAUAACUUAGUAAACCUACCAGAUACAAUGAGGUUGUUUACAAAAUGUUGUGUGUGCAAACUUUUGCAAGAUCAUGUACACUGACCUCAUUUUCAUUUCACUUUGCCCAGGAGAUGUUCUUCUUGGCAGAAAACCCGAACUUUUCCAUCCCACUGGCAGUCUCUCCAGAGUUAUGGCCCUGAGGGGUCACAGUGUCACACUUGAAUGUUUGCCCAGU